This is a messenger RNA of Artibeus jamaicensis (Jamaican fruit-eating bat), 1441 nucleotides long. RefSeq names its product phosphatidylinositol 3,4,5-trisphosphate 3-phosphatase TPTE2-like. Bases 13 to 1311 code for a protein of 432 amino acids. The transcript is spliced from 15 exons. Gene Ontology annotation, molecular function: protein tyrosine phosphatase activity; phosphatidylinositol-3,4,5-trisphosphate 3-phosphatase activity. Lineage: Eukaryota; Metazoa; Chordata; Mammalia; Chiroptera; Phyllostomidae. The record is from RefSeq and is a predicted model, not a curated record. Gene Ontology annotation, cellular component: cytosol. Gene Ontology annotation, biological process: protein dephosphorylation.
ACUGAUAACACAAUGUAUAUUCCUUUGGAAUAUCGUUCAAUUUCCUUAUCUAUUGCUUUAUUUUUUCUCAUGGAUGUUCUUCUUCGAAUAUUUGUAGAAGGGAUACAAUUGUUUUUUUCUGACAUAGUUAAUUCUAUAGAUGCUGUGAUUACCGUGGUGACUCUACUAAUUGAUUUCACUUAUAUUUCUAAUGACCUUGAGGUUUUUAAAGAUAUCCCCAGCUUGAUCGUUUUCCUUCGAUCUCUGCGACUUGUCAUUCUGAUGAGAAUUUUCCAUCUGGUGCACCAGAAAAGACAUCUUGAAAAGCUGACCAGAAGGAUGGUUUCAGGAAACAAACGACGAUACAAGAAGGAUGGAUUCGACUUAGACCUCACUUACAUUACCGGGCGCAUCAUUGCCAUGUCGUUCCCGUCUUCUGGACAGCAGGCUUUCUUCAGGAACCCCAUUCAGGAAGUUGUGCGGUUCCUGGACACCAAGCAUCGAAACCACUAUCGAGUCUACAAUCUUUGCAGUGAAAAAGCUUAUGACCCUAAGUACUUCCAUUAUCAGGUCCACCGACUCAUGGUUGAUGACCACAAUGUGCCUUCUCUGAGUGAGAUGGUGGAAUUUUCCAAAGAAGUACAGAAGUGGAUGGCUGAAGAUGACAAGAACAUCACAGCGAUUCACUGCAUGGGAGGCAAAGGACGAACCGGAACGAUGGCUUGCGCCUACCUUAUUGCCUGUGGAAUAUUUAAAACCGCUGAGGAAAGCCUUCGUUAUUUUGGAGAACGACGAACAGAUAAAACCACCAGCAAUAAAUUUCAGGGAGUGGAAACUCCUUCUCAGAGUCGAUAUGUUGGAUAUUUUGCAGAUGUGAAAAACAUCUAUAACUUGACUCUCCCUCCGAGAAACUUACUUGUGAUAAGAAAAAUUGUUAUUUAUUCAAUUCAUGGUGUUGGAAAAGGCAAUGGAGAUGAUCUACAAGUACAAAUAAUAAUGCUCCAAAAGAUUGUCUUUUUUUGUUCUGCUUCUACAAACUGUAGGAUAGUCCACGACGUGGAAAGAGACAGAGUGAUCAUCCAUCUCAGCAGCUGCCCGCCUCUGCACGAUGACGUCAAGGUGCGGUUCCUGUCCUCGGCUCUUCCGAAAUACUAUGACAACUGCCCAUUUUUCUUUUGGUUCCACACGUCUUUUAUUCAAAAUAACAGGCUUUAUCUUUCCAGGGAUAAACUGGACAAUCCCCAUAAGCCAAAAAUGUGGAAAAUUUAUCGUCCAGAGUUUGCAGUCGAAAUAUAUUUUGAUGCCAUUGAUCAAGUUGUAGCUGAUCCCUGAUUAAGUGUACUUCCCCUUCUAGGAUAGAAUCGAACUCUUCCCAGCCAUAUCUGUGUUUUCAAACCCUGUUUCCUCCCUGGUACAACAAUAUUUAUAUACAUGUACAUAUGUUCUUGAAAAAUCUAUUAAA